AUGCCGAAGAGAACUAAGGGGGAAAAACUUAAAUAUUACAAAGAGAAAAUUAGAAAGCUAAACGAAAUAAAUAAUCGAAGGAGUAUACGUCGUAGAAUUAUACAGUCUGAGUCAUCAGAUGAAAAUUCAGAUGUCGAAACGCAAUCGCAAUAUAAACAAAACGAGGGUAGUUUACCACGCGCUGUAUUAAUACACGACGAGAUAAUGGAACGUGAUGUUAGGAUGGAAGCUGUAGAUACUCCCCAGGUUGAAAUGGGGACUCCAGAGGUUGCAUCGCAUCCAGAACUAACGUUUGAAUACUUGCAAGCUCUCGGGGACGCCGUCGAUGAGGUGCCGCAAUAUGGAGAGGAAAUCCAUAGUAACUUAGCGCAAAGGCCCUCCCCGGUUCCCGUCGAGCAGGGGGGGGGGGCGUACAGCACCGCGGGCGGCGACGAUGACGUCAGCGACGCGACGGGCAUUGGCGGGGAACACACCACAACCGCCGUCGCAAGCGCGCUUCAGCCAUCCAAACAGGCAACGUGCCUUUCCGACGCAUCGACGUUAACACAGGUAGAAAUGUAUGAUGAUGAACUUUUAUGGAUUACCAAGAGAGCUUUAAAAGAGUCAAGAGGUCGGUUUCAA
This is a messenger RNA of Brenthis ino (lesser marbled fritillary), 621 nucleotides long. The record is from the annotation of a GenBank genome assembly. NCBI's taxonomy places the organism in Eukaryota, Metazoa, Arthropoda, Insecta, Lepidoptera, Nymphalidae.